Acanthosepion pharaonis is the source of this 873-nucleotide messenger RNA. Lineage: Eukaryota; Metazoa; Mollusca; Cephalopoda; Sepiida; Sepiidae. The record is from the annotation of a GenBank genome assembly.
AUGCACGCACGCGCGCGUGCUCUCUCUCUAUCUCUCUCUCUCUCUCUCUCUCUCUCUCUCUCUCUCUCUCUAUUUCCCUGUACAGUGGAAAAUCUCCGCUUAAUAAAUACCUCCUUUGUAUUGUUUCCUGUUUGUUCUUUCUUCCUCUCACACUCACGCAAUCUAUCUAUCUAUCUAUCUAUCUAUCUAUCUAUCUAUCUCUUUCAGAUUCUUCAUAAUCUAUCUAUCUCAAACUAUUCAUUAUCUAUCUAUCUAUCUAUCUAUCUAUUUCAGACUCUUCAUAAUCUAUCUAUCUCAAACUAUUCAUUAUCUAUCUAUCUAUCUAUCUAUCUAUCUAUCUAUUUCAGACUCUUCAUAAUCUAUCUAUCUAUCUAUCUAUCUAUCUAUCUAUCUAUCUCUCAGACUCUUCAUUAUCUAUCUAUCUAUCUAUUUAUCUCAGAUUCUUCAUUAUCUAUCUCAGACUCUUCAUUAUCUUUUUAUCUCAGACUCUUCAUUAUCUCUCUCUCACUCUCUCAGACUCUUCAUUAUCUAUCUAUCUAUCUCUCACAGACUCUUCAUUAUCUAUCUCUCUCUCUGACUCUUCAUUAUCUAUCUAUCUAUCUAUCUAUCUAUCUAUCUAUCUAUCUCAGAUUCUUCAUUAUCUAUCUAUCUAUCUCUCUCUCUCUCAGACUCUUCAUUAUCUAUCUAUCUUUCUAUCUCUCUUUCUCAGAAUCUUCAUUAUCUAUCUAUCUAUCUAUCUAUCUCAGACUCUUCAUUAUCUAUCUCAGACUCUUCAUUAUCUAUCUCAGACUCUUCAUUAUCUAUCUAUCUAUCUAUCUAUCUAUCUAUCUAUCUAUCUAUCUAUCUCAGACUCUUCAUUAUCUAGCUAGCUAG